AAGCUUGAAAUAUCAUUAUCAUUAUAUAUAAUAAAACUAAGUUGAUAAAAUGUGUGUGCCGAUAAAACUUAAAAAGGAUUCCCGAUACGAUAAAGGGACUUAUAUAGUGCAAUAGCCCUUUAUCCCCGCUCGAACAAGUAAGUUCCCGUUUUAACUUAAAGGGCGUAUUUUUAAAGAUAUAAGGGCUUUUCCUAGCAAGCUUGGCUAGCACUAGACCUGGCUCCUCCACCAAAUUUUUAAAUAUUCCCAAUUUUGCCCCUUCGCCAAACUUUUAAAUAUUCCGGUAUUAACAUCAUUAUCAUCAUUAUAUAUAAUAAAUAUAUAUAUUUUGGAGUUGAAGCGAGAUAAGUUUAGUUAUUCAAAUUAUUAAUUAUUAAUUCUGAAAAUAUUUAAAAAUUUAAGUUUUCAAAUUUCGCGCCUUUACUACUUAUGCUAUAGCUGCAGAACUUAUUGUUACGGCGGACGAUAAUGUCGAGUACAUUCUAGAAUGUGUAAAAGAAAAUACUCUCGAACUUUUCCGAAUAUGCUAGAGCCUAGCUCUCUGAAUAUAUAAGGGCCCGGUAUCACCCGCCAGAGUUAGUUCGAUUUGAAAAGCGAUUGCGAAAGGAACUGAAAGAAGUUAUCUGUGAGCAUUUAUUUUGAAGUAUCACGUGUCAGUAUUUUUAAUAGUGUGUUUAAUUAAUUCUCGAUUUUGAAGCCGAGAAGAAAAAAGUCGUCUGUGAGCCUUUAUUGUGAAAUAUCAAAUAAUACAAUGCCUAGACGUAAAAAAGGAGGAGAUCUUGCCAGUUCUGCAGCGAAACGGCGGAAACAAAAAGAACAUAGAAGAAAUGAAACGGAAGAAGAGCGCGAAGCACGUUUACAAAAUCAACGAACUAGGAUGAGAACUCUGAGAAGCACAAAAAAUGAAGAAAGAAAAGAGAACGAAAGUAUAGAAGAAUCGAGAAUUUUAAAAGAUAAUUUAACAAAGGAAGCAUUCCACUACGAACCGACGAAAAAAUAUUACAAUCAUAAACAUGUUGUGAUCGGAAAAAUGGAUAACAUUUGCCAAUUUUGCCACGCGAAAAAAUUCAGUAAAGAAACAGCAGGUCUCUGUUGCAUGAAUGGAAAAAUUCGACUACCACCACUGGAAGCACCUCCACAGGAAUUUCUACAUUACAUGACCGGGGAAACACAAGAAUCAAAACACUUUCUUCAAAAUAUAAGAUUAACCUCAAAGAACCCUGCUUCUCUCACGGUCAGCUAUAUGUAGCUUGCUCAACGGUAGGAAAUCCGAAAAAUCUAUAUAUAUAUAUAU
This is a messenger RNA of Diabrotica virgifera virgifera (western corn rootworm), 1294 nucleotides long. RefSeq lists its product as uncharacterized. The record is from RefSeq and is a predicted model, not a curated record. Lineage: Eukaryota; Metazoa; Arthropoda; Insecta; Coleoptera; Chrysomelidae. Bases 752 to 1249 code for a protein of 165 amino acids. The transcript has 2 exons.